GGCCCUAGCACACCGCGCCCCGAAUCGUACCUGCAGAGAAUAACCGACAAGCAGCAGCAGUACGAUAAGCACUUGUCCACUAUUGCGCCAUAUAUCUCCACCGCCUUCGGGCAGUGGUACGCGCAGAAUGCCACGCCACCGUUACACGAGUUUCUUGUGCACCACUUCGGUCGGCAGCCGUCCAAGAUUGAAAUGGAUCAGAUCCACCAGCUGCUGCGUAUGCGCUCUCAGUUGUCGAAGGACCAGCAGGAGCUGAAAUCCAUGCACGCCCAAGCCCUGCGUAGCGAGAUUGCACCUCCACCUGACGCUCCAUCCGGCCCUCGUGCGACGCGCGAGCGCGAAGAAGUCCGUUUCGGCGCCCCACCCGCUGGACCAGCGCCGCCGUUGGGUAUCCCACCUUUCCCUUUGCCGCCGUCGGCUCCUCGGCAACCUCCGAAGCCUCGACCGAAGCCUGUGGUCGCACCUAAGCAGCCAAGGCGAAGGGCGGUCGCUGGCGAGAGAUAUGAGCGGCUGGCACAGGUUGGCGAAGGGACCUACGGCAAGGUGUACAAGGCGCGGAAUACAGGAAGCGGCGCGCUUGUCGCGCUGAAGCGGAUUAGAAUGGAGCAAGAACGCGAAGGGUUCCCCGUUACGUCUAUGCGAGAGAUCAAGCUGCUUCAAGCGUUAGACCACCCGAACAUUGUGCGACUGAUGGAGAUGAUGGUGUCCCACAACUCGGUUUACAUGGUGCUGGAAUACAUGAACCACGACCUCACUGGGAUUUUAUCUCAUCCCGAGGUCAAGCUCUCUCCCGCAAACAUCAAGAGUCUCAACUAUCAGAUGCUCUCCGGCUUGGGGUACUUGCACCGCCGUGGAAUCUUGCACCGGGACAUGAAGGGAUCCAAUAUCCUCCUGAACGGAGAGGGUGAGCUCAAGCUUGCCGACUUUGGCCUCGCGCGGUGGUAUCACAAACACAAGCGGGACGACUACACGAACCGCGUGAUUACGCUGUGGUACCGCUCACCCGAGCUGCUGAUGGGCGAGACGGCGUACGGACCCGAGGUGGACACGUGGAGUGCGGGGUGCAUCAUGCUCGAGAUCUUCACGGGCAAGCCGACGUUCCAGGGCCAGGACGAGAUCAGCCAGCUCGACGCGAUCUGGGCGAUUCUCGGCACGCCGCUCGAGGCCGACUGGCCGGCCGUGACUGAUUUACCGUGGUAUGAGCUUGUGCGACCACGCGAGGCGAUUACGUCGAGAUUUGCGGAGAAGUUCUCCCUUUCCGCAGGGGCGAUGGAGGUUGUAAAGGGUCUCCUUGAGCUCAAUCCUGCGAAGCGGUUGCUCGCUGACGACGCGCUAGACAAGGCCUAUUUCGUCAGCGAGGCGCCGCAGAUGGAGCAGCCGACUCAGUGA
This is a messenger RNA of Cutaneotrichosporon oleaginosum, 1389 nucleotides long. RefSeq lists its product as uncharacterized. Gene Ontology annotation, cellular component: nucleus; cyclin/CDK positive transcription elongation factor complex. Lineage: Eukaryota; Fungi; Basidiomycota; Tremellomycetes; Trichosporonales; Trichosporonaceae. Gene Ontology annotation, biological process: positive regulation of transcription elongation by RNA polymerase II; protein phosphorylation. Gene Ontology annotation, molecular function: RNA polymerase II CTD heptapeptide repeat kinase activity; ATP binding; cyclin binding. The record is from RefSeq and is a predicted model, not a curated record.